UGUCUGCUGCACUGAAUGAACAGAGUCUUCAUCAGUGUGAAUGGAAACGCCCGGGUGACGUUGUUGUGUGACUCUUUUUGUGUGGUGGCCAAAAUAGUUACAACACCAGGACAGGAUCUGACAGAGACAGACCUCAGUGGGAAGUGGUUCAGCAGUCAGGCUGUGGUCAGGGCCAUGUCGACUUCAACCGGUGCCAGUUCUCCCUACACCACCCUCUCCAUCAGCCACCCGGCGGAGUUCAUCACCCAUGUGGAGCUUCACCGCCCGGAGAAACUCAACUCCAUGAACAGAGCGUUCUGGAGUGAGAUGGUGGAUUGCUUUAAUGAGAUCGCCAUGAACUCAGACUGCAGAGUGGUCGUGGUUUCUGGAGCCGGGAGGCUCUUCACAGCUGGUAUCGACCUGGUUGACAUGGCCAGCGAUGUGCUCAGUCCAGAGGGCGACGACACGGCCAGAAUCUCGUGGAACCUCAGAAAAACAAUCGUCAAGUAUCAGGAGACGUUCACAGUCAUCGAGAGGUGUCCAAAGCCUGUUGUGGUGGCCAUCCAUGGAGCGUGUAUCGGGGGAGGCGUCGACCUGAUGACAGCCUGUGACAUCCGUCUGUGUACGCAGGACGCCUGGUUCCAGGUGAAGGAGGUCGAUAUCGGACUCGCAGCAGAUGUUGGAACUCUCCAGAGACUUCCUAAAGUCAUCGGCAGCCGCAGCCUCGUGAACGAGUUGGCUCUGACAGCGAGGAAGAUGUACGCUGAUGAAGCCAAGAGCAGCGGACUGGUCAGCCGAGUGUUUGCAGAUAAGGAGGCCAUGAUGGCCGGAGCUCUGGAGAUGGCCGGGGAGAUCGCUGCUCGCAGCCCUGUAGCUGUGCAGGGCACCAAAAUCAACCUCAUCUACUCCAGAGACCACAGCGUGACGGAGGGACUGGACUACAUGGCUACCUGGAACAUGAGCAUGCUUCAGACUCAAGAUGUGAUGAAGUCCGCUCAGGCCGCCAUGGAGAAGAAGAGUCCUAAGAGCGUAGUCUUCUCCAAACUCUAACACAGAGGUCAAAGCUGCUGUUUCAUCUCCACUGUGGCCUUCCUGUGGGACGAGAACUACGCCUGCUUUUCUACAUCGUAACAGCUGGAAGCCUCGAUCAGUGCAGACCAUCCGUCUCCCAAAGAUGUGUUUGUAACUUAAUCCAAACAUCUUUAACUUCAGGUGAUCUCUUACAAACUGUGAUAAUGGUGACAACAAGCAGAACAUUUAAAUGCUGAACUAACAUGAAAAUAUUAAGUUAUUGUGUUUGUAUAUUUGACUGUUUUAAUCUCAUUAAAUCUGAAAGUUGAA
Larimichthys crocea (large yellow croaker) is the source of this 1320-nucleotide messenger RNA. RefSeq names its product delta(3,5)-Delta(2,4)-dienoyl-CoA isomerase, mitochondrial. NCBI's taxonomy places the organism in Eukaryota, Metazoa, Chordata, Actinopteri, Sciaenidae. The transcript is spliced from 10 exons. The record is from RefSeq and is a predicted model, not a curated record. Gene Ontology annotation, molecular function: delta(3,5)-delta(2,4)-dienoyl-CoA isomerase activity. The coding region runs from base 16 to 1029 and encodes 337 amino acids. Gene Ontology annotation, cellular component: mitochondrion.